CAACCUAAGCAUUACGACACUUAUAUUCGAUAAACUACGCCACAUGUAGUAAAUAAGCCAUUCUAUGUUUUGUUAACCAAAUUCGACACACUGCUGGAAAAGACAGAUUUUGGGUCGUUAUCUCUCUCUCUCGCUUCGCCUCUUCCUCUCCGCUUGUGCUUGCCAGAGAGGAAGUCGUCAUCUUUGUGCGUGCUCGAAACAAAACCAGGCGCAAAACACUAGCGACGCUGACGCACCUUGCAUUGGCUGAAGAGAGGAAAGCAGUUGUUGUUGUACUUAAGAAAAUCGUAAUUCGUUAGGAAGAGGAUCAUGUCUAUUUGUUUGCUGAUCAGCAAAAAUGGAAGGCAUAAACCGAUUCAUCUACCUCACCUACAGACAGUUGUCUUGGGUCGGAGUCCAGAAACAACGAUAAAAGACAAAAAAUGUUCCAGGGAGCAAGUUGAGCUCAAGGCUGACUGCAACAAAGGGUAUAUCAGUGUAAAACAACUGGGUGUCAACCCCACUAGUGUGGACUCUGAGGUGGUGGGCAAAGGCAACCAAGUGGAGAUGAGAUCUGGCCAGCAGCUGCACAUGGUCAAUGAGCUGUACCCUUAUACUGUGUGCUUCAAAGAGGAUCCAUCCAACUCUCAGUCCAGUGUGGGCACCAAGAGGCCCUGUGGGCCUGCCUCAGAGGAGCGGGAGUUUCACAGAGAGCCCCCCGGGCAUAAAGUACCAAGGAAAACAGAGGACUCCACUCAGUGCAAGCAUGGAGGGUCCACCUCCACUAACACACAGCCUGAACCUCAAACAACAGAGAAAACAGAAACUUUAGGAUAUUGGAGCCAAGGAUUGAAAGCCUCAAUGCAAGACCCCAAAAUGCAGGUCUACAAGGAUGACAGAGUAGUUGUUAUCAUGGACAAGUACCCCAAGGCUCACUACCACUGGCUGGUCCUGCCCUGGGAGUCCAUCCCCAGUCUGAAGACACUGCACAGGGGGCACUGUGAUCUGUUGAGGCACAUGAACCAGGUAGCAGACAGGAUUGUACAACAGCAGUGCCCCGAUGCUGGCUUGUUACACUUCCGCCAGGGCUACCACGCCAUCCCCAGUAUGAGCCAUGUCCAUCUACACGUGAUCAGCCAGGACUUUGACUCCCCUUGUUUAAAGAACAAGAAACACUGGAAUUCAUUCACAACCGACUAUUUCAUAGAAUCUCAAGAAGUCAUCCAGAUGCUGGAAAAGGAUGGGAAGGUCACGGUAAAAGAAGGGACAAAUGAGUUGUUGAAACGACCUCUCUGCUGUCACGUGUGUGGCAUGGCGCUGUCCACCAUACCACAACUUAAGGAGCACCUGAAAUCUCACCCCUAUGGUAGAUUGUGAAACCAUGCAACAACAAAAAACAAGUUUGGGGUUAUGAUGCUCGUGAGGCAAUUGUAGAAGAAGGAAAAAAAUUCUAUGGAACCACACUGUCAAUUUUAUUGCUGCAAAUGCUCAUAAUAGACAUAAGUCGGUUCACAACCAAUUGUCAUUUACUUUAAUACAGCUCACAAACCUGUUAAAAUAGUGUGCAGCAAGUAUGUUUUUUUUUUUUUGUACAAAUAAGUCUCGAGUGCAUGUCUGAAUAUAAAGCUUGGGGAACAUUUGUUUAUAGCUUUGUUAUAGUUGCAAAAGUUUGACAAAAAAUAAAAUCUUAACUUGGCCUUAAAGUGGCACAGAAAAUGUGUUAUUUAUAUCCUGUCUUUAAUCAUAUGUGAAAAUCCUAUUAGAUCCUAUUAAUGUUUUGGGAUCCAAUGAUUCUAUUUGGGAUCCAAUAUUGGUGUUGAUGAUCAGAGGGUCAUAAUGUAGACUUGCUUGGAAUUAAAUCCAUUUGGAGAUGUUGUUCAAUAGAUACACAGAAUAAUAAAUCAUUCAAAAAGGACAAAGGGAGGGUGCAACAGCAAGUGUAAAACUAAUUUUAAUUCUGCACAUGUAACAGCACACAUAGGGGUCUCCAGGGGCGCUUUUGCCGCUUUGUGCGUUCAUUCGCUAAGGCCAUUCUGAGUAACAAAAAUAAAACUCCAGAAACACAUACAUGUAUGCACACAUCAAAGACAUUGGAAGAGGAAGGGAUUCAUCAGGGAUUCAACCAUACACUUUUACCAGGGCACUUAAAAGUAAAUGAAUGAAAAGAAAACAAAGACAAGAAUACAGCACAGCAAUUCUCUGAAUGGGAGACCAACGUUUCAGGCUUGGACAGGCUUAUGGGCCAACAUAAUCAUUGAAUGAGACCGACUGUCAUUUAGUGGUCCAAUCUAAAUUCAAGGGUGGAACAUAGUACACUUGUGAAUGACAUCUCAUCAAACUAGUUUGAUCAACUACAACAAGAGAACUGUAAAACAGUACAAUAGAUAUAAUU
Molecule: messenger RNA, 2371 nt
Organism: Oncorhynchus kisutch (coho salmon)
Lineage: Eukaryota; Metazoa; Chordata; Actinopteri; Salmoniformes; Salmonidae
Gene: aptx
Product: aprataxin
Exons: 1
Coding region: 310-1356 (348 amino acids)
Biological process (GO): single strand break repair
Cellular component (GO): nucleus
Molecular function (GO): single-strand break-containing DNA binding; double-stranded RNA binding; protein binding
Source: RefSeq, a predicted model, not a curated record